GACUUGUUGUUUCGAUGAGCUGCCUGCAUAUACCGUAUCUAGCGCUAGCUGCGAGUCGAGUGCGAACAUACGCCCUUUUCGCGUUGCUAUUAAUCUGUGUUGAGGAUUUAUUUGUGAGCUGAAGUUUCGAGAUAUCAUCGUCAAUGGAGAGAAUAAAGGCAAAGAUUUCAAGCAUAGAUGACCGGGGAACGACUUCUGACCGCAUUUCAGCGGAAAAAUUCUCCGAUUUGGGGUUGAAAGACAUCACUCUUCGCCCAUAUCAGUUGGAAGGAGCAAACUGGAUGAUUCAGCGUUUUCACAGGAAACAUGGUUGCAUCCUGGGAGAUGAGAUGGGACUUGGGAAAACAUGCCAGACCAUCUCUCUGCUUGUAUACAUCCUUGGAUCUGAGCUGGAGUGUAGCGAGGACCCAGCUUUAGUUGUAAGUCCCCUUUCUGUGAUGGGAAACUGGCAAGAUGAAUUGAAAAGGUUUGCUCCUCAUUUGAAGGUAGUAUCUUACACAGGAGAGAAGAGUUUCCGAGGUGAACUCCGCCAUGAGCUUCGCUCCAUGGAAAAUGUCAAUGUCAUUUUGACAACUUAUGAGAUUUGCCUGAAGGAUGAGUCAUUUUUCCAGAAGUUUUCUUGGUCAGCGCUGAUCGUGGAUGAGGCUCAUCGUCUUAAGAACCAGAAUUCUCUGCUUCAUCAGUCUCUUAAAGAGCUUGAUGUCAGACACAUAGUCCUGUUGACGGGAACACCGAUUCAGAACAACCUGCGAGAACUCUACGCCCUUCUCUCCUUCGUGGCCCCCCGGGUCUUCAGGCCAAGUUUAGCCGACAAGUUUGUGGAGACCUAUGAAGAUAUCAGUGACAAUGAAGUGAAAGAUGAGCUUCACUCUAUGCUCCUACCUUUUCUACUGAGACGAACUAAAUCAGAAGUAGUCCUUGACCUGCCAAAGAAAUCAGAGGUGAUUCUUUUCCAUGGAUUGACUGGGCUUCAGAAGAAAUUAUACAAAGCUAUCCUCACAAAGGAUCAUGCUGCUUUUGAGCAACAGAUUGAUGUUGUUGGAAUCCCUCGCACCAAGACAAGUUUGAUGAAUACCCUUAUGCAGCUUCGCAAGUGUGUCAAUCAUCCAUAUAUCUUUGAUGGUGUGGAACCCGAGCCCUUUGAGCUUGGAGAGCAUCUGGUUGAAUGCUCGGGCAAGCUUCACCUUCUUGACAAACUGUUGAUGUUUCUAUGGCAACAGGGUCACAAGGUACUUCUCUUCUCCCAGAUGACCCGAAUGCUGGACAUUCUUCAAGAUUACCUGGCUUUCAGAGGUUACGAGUACGAGCGUCUGGAUGGCUCUGUACGUGGGGAAGAACGCUAUCUGGCGGUGAAGAACUUCAACCAGCGAGACGACACCUUCGCAUUCCUUCUCAGCACGAAGGCCGGAGGUCAAGGGUUGAACCUGGUCGGAGCCGACACGGUCAUCUUUAUAGAUAGCGAUUACAAUCCUCAGAAUGACCUUCAGGCGGCUGCAAGGGCCCAUAGGAUUGGUCAAACCAGGCCUGUGAAGAUCAUUCGCCUGAUUGGCAAAGACUCUGUCGAGGAGCUCAUCCUUCGAAGAGCAGAUGAGAAGUUGAAACUGACCAACGAUGUCAUAGAGGGGGGCAAAUUUUCCCUUGGAACGGCCAAUAGUGGUCUAGCUGAAAAUGCUACCCAGCUUUCAGACAUGUUGAAGUUUGGUCUCGAGAAGCUUCUACAGUCCGAUGAGAGUUCAGUCAAGGACCUUCAGCUCCAGGAGAUUCUAGGAGGUAGCGCUGGAGGAGAAUGGAUGCCGGAUGAAAGGAAUGAUGAAGAGGAAGAGAAGAUGGAGGAGGAUGACGGGUCAGACGAAGAGAAAGAUCAUAUGUACAUGUUUGAAGGGAAGGACUAUUCUAAAGAAACGAGCACAGCAGAUAAGAAAACCUUUGAUGAAAUGAUGUCAGCUCAAAUAGCUGUGAUCCAGGAAGAGGCGAGUGGAUCAAGAGCAAUGAGAAAGAAUCGAGGCCAAAGAGGAGAUACAUUGGAGAUGAUGUCAGUGUUACCUAUGGUAGCCAGAAAGAGAAAACAACUUACGGAGGAAGAGAAGGCAGAACGAAAGAAAAAGAGAGAAGAAAAUGCUGCAAAGAAAGCCAAGAUGAUGGAAGAAGCAGAGAUACAGAGAGCAGAAGAGAGAAGACGAAGAAUGAAAGAAAUGUGGGAAGCCAGAGGCUACGAGAGUUCAAACAUCGCCAUGGAAAUGGAAGAUGAUGACGAUGAAGGGUCGGAGGAUGGGGACGUCAAUCUAUCGGGAGAUAGUAGUGAAGAGGAGGGCGUGGCCCUUAGAUACGUCAGGGGAGAUGCGACACACCCAAUUAAUACCAGUGGUCAGAAUGCAAUCGUGGUCCAUUGUGUUGAUGACAGUGGGAGUUGGGGGCGUGGAGGUCUGUUCAGUGCUCUCGCUCGUCGAUCACCGCAACCUGAACGCCUUUAUGAACUUGCUGGCAAAAUGAGAGAUCUGAAUUUAGGAGAUGCCCAUCUUAUUCCGAUCGAUGACGUUGAGAGCAGGGAUGCUGGUAAUGAUUGGGUUGCCCUGAUUGUAGCGCAGCACCGGGACAAGAACAACUAUCUGAGCGGCAUUAAGCUGACAGCGCUUGACAAAGGCUUGCAGAGACUCUACAAGGCAGCAAAGAAACACAAUGCAACCGUCCAUCUACCUCGCAUCGGUCAUUCUACCCCUGCAUUCAACUGGUAUGGCACAGAGAGGCUGAUACGGAAACACCUUGCAUCGAGAGGCAUUCAGACCUCUAUCUAUUAUUAUCCAAGGAAAGGUAAUAAACCAAGAAGACCCACUCCACAGGAUGACGAUGAUGAUGAUGAUGACAGCAAGCCAUCGACUUCAUCCUCGCAUAGAAGUCAUCGUCAUAGCAACCAAGAUGAUAGUGGAGAGGAGAAUGAGAAAGAGAGGAGUGGUCUCGCCGAUUUUAUGUCAGGUGUUUCCGUCUGCAUCCAUCGAAGUGUUGAAGAAGAAAAGGAAAGGAAGAAACUUCGUAGAUACAUCAUGGCUCAUAAUGGUGAUGUAGAUGAAGAAUGUUCUGACAGGACGACGCAUCUUAUUAUUCCUAAAGGCUUUCACGAGGAUUUAAGUGAUUUGGACAAAUUCUCAUCUCUGCAAGUGGUAACAGCUGAUUGGCUAUGGGACAGUGUUGCUAAGCAACGGAAACAACCUGAAAGUGAUUAUGUAAUCAACUGAACAUUGCAUCGUAGGAUGUACUCCUUCAUCGUGAAGGGAAAAACUUCAUCAAAUCUGAAAUGUUAUCGACGAUCAUAUGCAUUGAAGAGGCCUUCAUACAUGGAGAAUAUAAGGGAGACAGAGACAUUAGCGGCUUUCACACACAGAAAAAAAUGAAAUUGGCAAAUUGAUUUUUGCAUUGUGAUGUAAAAAUGUUUUUUUGCAUGUGCAGACAGAAAAAUAUAAAGAAAGUUUGCGAUUGUGACUGCGAUUCAAUUUGCAGAGAUUACCUAUAUGUAUUUUAGUAAAGAGGGCCCAUAUUGAUAAAACUCUAAUAACUAGUAAUCGCCUAAUUGUGCAUUGUUGCCUAUAACUACCAGGGUUUAUGAAUAUGAGGGGGGAGGGGUCUAUUUUAUUGAAUACAUAGCACAACUCAAAGCGAAAAUUACUAUAAUCAUCAGUGAUUUUUUAAUGUUUAAAUUGUUAUUUAACAGAAGUGAUGAAAGUCAAUUAAUUUAUGCUUGACUUUCAUCAAUCCAGGGAUUAGUCAUGCUACCUGCUUGUCUUUCUUUCCACUUUUUUUAAAUUAAAUUAAAUUAAAUUCCCAUUAAUUCUUUGGUAUUUUAUCUUUUCCAUUAACUUUGAGUAAGAAACAUAGAAUUGUAGCAUUCCAUAGGAUUUAUAUUCUUUUAAAGUAUGUUAACAUAUCAGAAUACUUCGCAUUACAUGUAAUCAAACACUGUGAUUGUUCAUGUUAGUAAUAGCUCUUUGUAAAGAAUUAUGAUUUUAGUAACAGCUUUUUGUAGAGAUUACGAUCAUGGAAAUGUUCCUAUCUUGUUGCUUGUCUUUCAGAAAUAUUGCCUUAUGAAGAAUGUAUUUCCUAUAUUAGUGAGUAGUGUGUGCUCUAUAUUUCUCUAUUUGUGUAAAGUGUAUGUAAUAGAAAUUCUGAAAUACAAAUAAGGAUGUGCCUGAUUUUUUUAUUUUACCAAUAAGGCUUUUCUACCUUCUAAGUUGUCUCCUCGUUUAAUAAAUUAUUUCAAUUUCUUGUGUAUCACCAUAUCAAUAUGUUUGUAAAUGUAAUUUUCAUCUAUAAACAAAAUAAAUGUAUGUGAAUGAAUUAAUGAAUUAAGAGUGAAAAAUAAAGAAAGAAAUCAAUUCAUCCAAGGAGAAAUUACUAGUUUAUAUUGAAAAAAAGGAAAAUACACAAUUUGAUUUUUAAAGUUUUUUUUGGGGGUGUGAAUUAUAAACAUUUGUCUAUUGAUGUUAUGAAAUAAGAAAUAAGAAAAGUAAUGAUGAUAAUUAACGAAUUACGAGGUUAUGUAUGAAAAGAGGGAAAAAGAGGCUGUACUGCUUUCUUUCAAGCUCAUAAAAGUUAGUCAGACUUAUGCCCAAAUAAAGUUUGAAAUUCAAAGUCAACCAAGCUCAUUUGGGUUAAGAUAUUGCAGUUGUAAGUACAUGUAGAUUAAAUUAAAUCUAUAUAAACAAAGAAAUUUAAAAAAAAUUGCAAAAUGCUAUGAAAUAACUUUGACUGUUGAUAUAGAUGUAGGUUAUCAUCCAGGAUGAUACAACCGGUAGAAAGUAUAUUUGUCAAACAAAUCAUUUGUAAAUUUGCGCAACUUGUUACAAGAUUCAAAUGUGUAUUAUGGAGUUAAACUUAUAUUCAGGGCUGUAAAUCGUAACUGUGUGAAGAGUUUUGAUGUAUGGAAAGUGAUGGUAGAUAAUAAUUAUGUAUGUUCAUGGCCAUUCCUUGCUGUUGUUUUGUAUGAUGCCAUAGUUGACAUUAUUACAUUUAAGUCUGACUCUGCCUAUUUGUUUUGUUGAAAAAUUUGAAUUCUGUUAUGUUUGUACCUCUUUUAGAAUGCAAAUUUUAGCCAUUUAUUUAUGAUGAUGUGAAUAUAAUGCAAAUCAAAGUGGAAUUAUGGACAAUUUUAUAUAGACCUCAACCAUUCAAAUAUGGAGUACAAAAUCUGAAUGUCUACCAUUCAGGGCUUUUGUUUAGAUGAAAGUUUCCUAUCUUGGGUUUAGUUAUACUAUGCACUCCUUUGUGAAAAUGCCAGUUCUUUUAUCUUUUUUGUUAACAUAAUCAUUUUUUUUUAGUUAGAAGGGUUGGGAGGUCGGAUUAUAUUAUAUAUUCAGGUUCACAAGGUUAAAGGUCAACAAUUGAGACCUGAAUAUUUCCCUCUGUAUUGAAUAUAUGGAGUUUUAUCCCCUCAUUCUAAUAAUCUGUGCAAUUCGAUUGGCUCACAGGGCAUCAUGUGAUUGAAUGCUAUCCCCACAAGCCUCAUGCUGUAUGCAAAUGAGCAUGUUUUCCAUGAAGGGUCACAUGACCAUAGGCCUUCUAUUUACAUGAAACUAUUUAUGGCUUAAGACGUCACAUAAGGAGCAUGUUGAAAAAGUGAUAUAAUCGUAUACACGCUUCUAUUUCUUUAAAGAUUUAUUUCAUUGAGAUUAAUUUUCUAUCCCGGAGAGUGAAAUUGAGUGCAGAUUUGAAUUUUUACAAAAGAAUGAAAGAUGUCAGAUAUAAAGUUUUUGAAACUAAAAAGAAUGUAUGUUACUGUGGUUUUAAAUUUUAAACAAAUAUAUUAGAUAGAUAUA
Molecule: messenger RNA, 5804 nt
Organism: Lytechinus pictus (painted urchin)
Lineage: Eukaryota; Metazoa; Echinodermata; Echinoidea; Temnopleuroida; Toxopneustidae
Product: chromodomain-helicase-DNA-binding protein 1-like
Exons: 23
Coding region: 144-3230 (1028 amino acids)
Biological process (GO): DNA repair; chromatin remodeling
Molecular function (GO): ATP-dependent chromatin remodeler activity; DNA helicase activity; ATP binding
Source: RefSeq, a predicted model, not a curated record